Elaeis guineensis (African oil palm) is the source of this 1295-nucleotide messenger RNA. Its product is annotated as F-box protein At4g35930. The record is from RefSeq and is a predicted model, not a curated record. Gene Ontology annotation, molecular function: protein binding. Lineage: Eukaryota; Viridiplantae; Streptophyta; Magnoliopsida; Arecales; Arecaceae.
UAGUCGAAAAAUUUUGGCGCGCAGUUUUAAUAAAUUCGAAAAGGGGCGGAGCCACGCCCGCGCCCAUCCAUCAGCUCUAUUCCCUCCCCUCUCUCUCCCUCUCAUUCUCUCUCUAUCACGCUAUCUCUCGCCACGGCUUCGGUUUUGUUUCUGUUUUAGGGUUUGGGUAUCUGGAUUCGAUCUAUACUCUAUCCCUUUUAAGACUGGAGCUGGGCGCUACAUCAUCCUCUUGAAUGUAAUAAUGGGAGAAAGGGUUCAGAAACUUGGAGAAUUGCAUAAAAUUUAAUCUAUUUGUGGAAAUAUUCUGAUGAGUCCAAAAUCCAUGGCGUUCAAACAAAAGAAGCGAGUGAAGAAUGCACGCAAUAAAUACCUGAAACCUGGUGCACUUGCCCAGCUCCGUGAUAGCAGGACCACAACCAGAUGUUGCACAGAUAUAGGCAAGAAAAGGGUUGUCUUGGAUUCAGCAAAGGAAAAAUUAGAGUCACUGCAUCAAGAAGAGGUUACUGUUCACAGUAGUGCAGCUGCUGCAUCUCCAAUUAGGACCAAUUUCCAGCCAAUGGUUGAUGGGAAUAAGCAGCAGAAAUUGCCUGAAACACCUAAAACACCAGAAGGGGCAGACUGCGAUAAUCAGUCGAGGCUUGAAUCUCUUCCUAUGGACCUCCUGGUUAAAAUCCUCUGCCACUUGCAUCAUGAUCAGCUAAGAGCUGUUUUCCAUGUAUCUCAGCGAAUUCGAACAGCUGUCCUUCUGGCCAGGCAACUCCAUUUCAAUUUCACAACUCCAGACAGGUCUAGGCAGGAGAUGCUUAGAACAAAGACACCUCUUCCAACAGAGCAUUGGCCUUUUGUAAGCAAGGGACAUGGGAAGGGCAUCUGGGGAUCAAGUCCGCACACUCCAAAAGCUCCAAGGCAUGGGCCUCGUCCUCCUCGCCUUCACAUGAUGGAUAUGAAACAGAUUGCAGCUGUCCUUUUCCAGGAGUCCGUGCUAUCUUCGAAGUGCAUGGUGCCACCAGGUUUGCCAAGGCCUGUUAUGAAGCCCAUGGCUUCUAAUAGAGUUCUAAUUUACGAGGAUGAGCUUUGCCAGGCGGUAGCACAAAAUAAGCUUCGUUGAAAUUUCUGCCAACUCUUUUAGCGAUGCCGUCUUCUUAUCUAGUUCUUUCCUAUAUGUAUAUGUCUUUUUUCUCCUUCUCAUAAUGUUCCUGGUAGUAGAGCCUGCAGGUUUGUAGCUCGCAAAUGCUGCAUUAGGUAUUAGUGAAAGUUCUGAGAGGGGGCUGAGACAUGGAAAUUAUCAGCUUAUA